AAAAGGAGGUAUUUGUAGAAGCAUUGGCGGGUGUUCUAUAGUGCAGAAAUAAACGAGUGGCGUCUUAUAAGAUCGUCUACGGAAGUGUUUUAUUAUUAUGAGCUAUGCUAAUGCUUCUGCCUGACCUCGUCACGCCUCGAUAUUAGGAUUCUGAUCCACUUUUCGUUUCAGAUCUAAAGCAUAACCUGCGGAGUAAACAACGUGGACGAUCGUCGUGUGACAAAAAAAAUCUAUAAUUAGUGACUGCGCUUCCGAACACUAUAAGAUUAAUUAGAUAAUUGUUCUAGUCGUUGCAAUAUGAAGAGAAUACAGCUAUUCGGUUUACUGCUAUCAAUAUUAAGCGCGGUGUUAUGUUCUCCCUUCGACGAUGGAAAGUACAGACCGAAGUCUUGGGGUGAAUAUGACGAUGGCAAAUAUUACCGGCCACUUGAUGAAGGAAAAUAUAUUCCUGGAGACGAAGGUCGAUACACUUAUAUAUACCAACAAGGCAAUUGGCCUAUUGAUGGCACAUACAAAUAUGGGGAAGGAGAAGACGACCCUUAUAUGGGCUAUAGAGUGUAUGCUAGUCGAUACCCUUACGUGCAUGGCGUGAUUAAAGGCUUAAUUAACAAAUAUGUGUCAUCGGAUAAUCUACAAUUUGGUGAAGCGACUGAAGGAAGCACGAAUCACUACAGCAAAGUUUACGCGGAUAAGGAAGUAGCCGUCAAAUGUCAUUAUCUAAUGCCUAACUCCAACGGAUCGGAAUUUACAACGCAAUACCCACCGAAUAUGAAGGUAAAGAAAGGAGAAAAAUUGGGUUCUUUCUAUAGUUACAAGGGAUCUAAAGUCUUAAGUACCAUCUCAAAUGCUCUCACAAGCAAAAUGAAACUUGAAUACGAAGUGUUCGUGAGGGUUGUUGAGGAUGUAUCAUCGCCAACAACCAAAGUUCCUACACCUCUAACAAAAGAAGAAAUUAAAUCGCCCCUUGUUAUACUUAGACCCUCAAGUUACGCCAAAGUUGAACCAACGACUAAUAAUGUUGUAAAGAAUUCCAUAAGUGAAAUUGUAAAAUCUUUGAUCGUUGAAGAAGUAUUGCCAACGGUGACUGGUAUCGAGCCAUCGGCUGCUGAAGAGUUAAAGUUGACGAUUGGUGAUGUACCAUUACUACCAAAUGAUGAAGUUGAAACAAAACCUACAUUACCUUAUGAGAUAUUUUCUAACGCUUAUAUAACAACAACGGAUAAUACAAACGUUUUGACUCAAGAAGCUGCAACUGCAACAGCGACGGACAGUGGAGAUACUUUAACCGAAAAGGAUGUAACUACGACAGCGACAGAUAGUGGAGACAAUUUAACGCAAAAAGGUGGAACUGCUACAGCAAGAAACAUUCUUGAUAUUUUGACCGCUGCUGCUGCAGCUGUUACAGAAACAGACAAUACAAGCUUUUUAACUCAAGAAGCAGCAACCAUAACAACCACAGACAAUGUACGAGAAGUUGCACAAGUGUUAACUGCCAACGAUUCAAAUGUAACGAUAAGUGAGUUACUAUCGACGACUGAAGGCGGAGAACGGUAGAAUGAGCUUUUUGGUAACAACAGUGAUAAUUGCAAUGUAGGAUCUUAUUUAUAAUAAAGAAUUUAAAA
Messenger RNA from Papilio machaon (common yellow swallowtail), 1622 nucleotides. RefSeq lists its product as uncharacterized. The record is from RefSeq and is a predicted model, not a curated record. The transcript has 4 exons. NCBI's taxonomy places the organism in Eukaryota, Metazoa, Arthropoda, Insecta, Lepidoptera, Papilionidae. The coding region runs from base 298 to 1554 and encodes 418 amino acids.